AUGAUUGAAGAACCAACGCAUCCGCUAUUACAUAGACAAUUUGUCAAUCGACAUAAUGUCAAGUUUUUUAUUCGAAUUCUUGUUGGAUUGGCUUUAGCACAUAUUAUUGGACAACAAUUUCGACCAAGUGAUGCUACUCCUAAUCGAAAACCAUAUGGAAAAUAUCGAUUACAAAAAACAACUAUUAAUAAUGAAAUAUUGGAUCGAGAAAAGACUUCGACAAUUUUAACUACUACUACUCUUUCAUUGAAUACAAUUAGUUGGCAACCAGGACAAAUCAAAAAUUGUACUGAACCUUCGAUUAAUGAAUUUCCCGAUGAUUUAUUCACUCAAUCUCAACGACGUUCUGGAGCUAUAAUAUUCCAUUUAAUUGCUUGUAUUUAUAUUUUCAUUGCGAUUGCUAUUGUUGUUGAUGAAUAUUUUAUUGCGGCACUUGACAAACUGUGUGCGGCAUUAAAUCUUGAUGAAGAUGUUGCUGGAGCAACAUUUAUGGCCGGUGGAUCAUCAUCACCAGAACUAUUUACUGCAAUUAUUGGAAUUUUCGUCGCUAAAGGUGAUGUCGGUGUAGGAACAAUUGUCGGUUCAGCUGUGUUUAAUAUAGUAUGUGUAAUUGGAAUCUGUGGAUUAUUUGUUAAUGAAGCUAUUCGAUUAACUUGGUGGCCAUUAUGUCGAGAUUCUGUGUAUUAUGCCAUCUCCAUCUUAUUUUUAAUCAUUUGUUUAUCAGAUAGUCGAAUAACAUUAUUCGAAUCAGUAUUUCUUCUUCUUAUGUAUGCUGGAUAUAUUACAAUUAUGUGUAAUAAUAAAAAAAUACAGCAAAUAGUUGUUCAGCGAUGGCAAGUAUUUCAAACAUUUAAUGCACCGGAAGAACCAAUAAUGAAUUAUGCUCAUACACAAAAAAAUUAUGGAAUGAAUAGUACAUAUCAACGAUUUGAAGGAGAUAGAGAAAAUUCAUCGAAAAUUCCAAUUGAUAAUCUUAUUGCAAUGGCACGUAUUCCGAUUGAUUUUCAAACAACAAUAUUUCAAUUAAUGAUGACACGACAUUUUCGAAGUUAUACGAGAUUUCAAAUGGCCGUUCGUUUUGUUAUUAGUCAAAUGAAAUUACGGCAACAAGGUGUUACUCGUCCACAAAAACCUGCAAACGAAAGACGAUUUUCAUUUUAUCAAGGACGAUCAACAAGUUUGUUAGCUAUCGAUACAGAUUAUAAUGAUUGGAAAAAUAUUCCUAAUCAUAAUUAUGAUCCAAUUGGUUUUGCUAAAUGGGUUGCUCUUGCACCAAUUAAAAUACUUUAUCAUUUUACUAUUCCUGAUUGUCGAAAUCCAAUACGAUUUCAAUGGUAUCCAUUAACAUUUACAAUGGCAAUUGCUUGGUUAUGUGUAUUAACAUAUUUUAUGGUUUGGAUGGUAACAAUUAUUGGUUUUACAUUUGGUAUACCCGAUAGUGUUAUGGGAAUAACAUUUCUGGCUGCAGGAAGUAGUGUACCAGAUGCACUUAGUAGUGUAUUAGUUGUUCGUCAAGGUCUUGUGGAUAUGGGUGUAUCGAAUACAUUUGGUUCAAAUAUAUUUGAUUUACUUAUUGGACUUGCUUUACCAUGGUUUUUCAAAGCAUUAAUUACUGGCGAAGCAGUACAUAUUAAUUCCAAUGGACUUAUGUAUGAUACAGUCUUACUUCUUGGUAUUGUAGCUGUAACAAUACUUAGUAUUCAUGGUAGAAAAUGGUAUUUAGAUAAAUUUCUUGGUAUUUUUUUUCUUGCUGUUUAUGGAAUGUUCGUCAUUUUUGCUUUGUUAAUUGAAUUGAAUGUUUUUGGUUUUGUCAACCCACCUAUGUGUCAAAUAUAA
This is a messenger RNA of Adineta steineri, 1836 nucleotides long. NCBI's taxonomy places the organism in Eukaryota, Metazoa, Rotifera, Eurotatoria, Adinetida, Adinetidae. The record is from the annotation of a GenBank genome assembly.